This is a messenger RNA of Mytilus trossulus (common blue mussel), 2585 nucleotides long. Its product is annotated as protein LSM12-like. Bases 69 to 656 code for a protein of 195 amino acids. The transcript is spliced from 5 exons. Lineage: Eukaryota; Metazoa; Mollusca; Bivalvia; Mytilida; Mytilidae. The record is from RefSeq and is a predicted model, not a curated record.
AUUUCUAGCAGCCAAUCAAAGGUAAACAAAAUAUUUACUCCAUAUUCACUCAUCUUGGUGGCAGAAAAAUGAAGAUUAUGGCCCAAGAGGGCGAAUACUUCAAUAUAGGAAGUAUUGUGUCGUGUACGACAUGUUACAAUCAAAAAUUGCAAGGGGAAGUGUUAGCUUUCGAUGUGGAAAGUAAAAUGCUUGCAAUCAAAUCAUCUGCUGCCAGCGGUAAACACAAUGUCCAUGAUGUUCGCAUGGUUAAUCUCAAUUAUUGUAGUGAAGUUAAAGUUGUUAAAGAAUCUGAUGACCCUCCACCUGCACUGCCUAACUUGAGUUUACAGAAGUUGAAUAACAGACUAAAUGCAAGUAAAGAAGAGAAACGAAAACGUAUUAACUACAUUGGUAUUGGUGUUUCUGAUGAAGCACAAAAAGUGUUUAACUCUAUUGUUAAAACGUUGGCAGAGUCGAGAUGGGAAGGUAAAAAUAUAAUUGUGAUGGAAGAAGUGACUAUACGACCUCCUUAUGGAGUAGAUGAUUGCCAAGGAAAACAAGGAAGUCAAGUACUCAAUCAUGUUAGAAAAAUAAUACAAAAGCAUGUAGCUGACGAGGCACAGAGAGAUCAAAGAAAAUCUAUGUCACCAUCCACAGUUACCAGUCUUAAAUCAUGAACAAAGGGAAAUAACUUUCGUUAAAAUGACUCAAUUGUAAUGAACAAGGUUUUGAUAAUUUGAAACAUAACAUUUAUCAGCAUUUUUUUUUUAUAAAAACCUUGUUUAUAUAAAAAAAAAUCCACGAAUAAAUGUGGAAUUGCCUUAUUUAUAUAUGAGGAUAAAAUAUUUGAACCAAUGAAACAAAGCAUUUUUUUAUUUGAAUGAUGAUUAUUACUUAUAAAUAAAAACAAAAUAAAAUCAGAUUGGUUUUAUAUAAAUUACAAAACAAAAUCAGAUUGGUUUUAUAUAAAUUACAAAACAAAAUCAGAUUGGUUUUAUAUAAAUUACAAAACAAAAUCAGAUUGGUUUUAAUAAAUUUUAGGAACAUCUGUGUGUAUGCAACUUGGAGAUUUGUAAGAGUUAUUAUUGUUUUGAUACAUUACUAAAAGUGUUCAAUUUUACAAAGUUGUAAUGCUCCACUGUUUAUUUGAGAUCAUUUUUAGAGGAGAGAAAAAGAAAUUAGUUUUACAGGAAUUUCCUUCCCAAAGAUUUUUUCAGAAAAGUAUUGCUUAUUGAAAUGUUUCAUGGUUACUGUGACUUUAUGUACACCUAAACACAGGUGGAACCUGUAUGAAUACUUGUUUCAUUCUAAAAGGUCUUACAGAGAAUACAAGUAUGGCAAAAUGUCCAGUCUUCUUACUAAAAAAGCUCAGGCAUCAGAAGUUGAAGGAAUAUAGUACAAUGGGAUUUCAAUAUUAUAUUAUUUCCCUUCAACACACUCUUGAUUUAAUUCUUUUAAGGUAAAUCUAUGUUAAACAAUGUAAGAAAUGCUUUUCUUGAAAUGUUACUAAACAAAGGAUACAAGCUUUUGGUAAUAGAUUAUAAGUCAUUUAAUGAUUUUAAUAUAAAUGAAGAUGUAAGCAUUUGUCAAUCUUAGAAUUAUUUCUUUAACGCAAACAGCAUAUUUUCUGAGGUAAUCAGAUCUUGCAUCCACCAUAUUUUUUUGCUAAGAAAUAUAUAUGUAAAAGAAUAUUGAAAGUGUUUAUCUCAUUACUUUGAUAUAUUAUUUAGCCAGGAAUUCAAAGUAGAUGUUUCUACUUUAUAUCUGAUGGCUUUUGGGUUAAAAUAAUGAUAAUGGUUUCUGUGUUUAACCUACAUUAAAUCAUGAAUUUCAACAAUGAACAAGAGUUGUUAUUAAACAGAAAUGUUAAGAAUUUCCCAUAGUUUACUUUGCUAUCCAUUGAGAUCUGUUAUAAGGGAUUAUGCCAUAUAGUUGUCUCUUCAUUUUGCAUAUGAAAUGUACGGGAAUAAAUUAAUUUUAAUCUGUAUAAAAGAUACAUUAAAAAUACAACAUAUUUUUUUUUCACAGAAAGAGGAUUUGUCACCUAAGCUCAAAAAAUGUAUGUGUUUACUGGGGAAAAUAUUUUUUUUUUAUAGCAGAUCAUGAUAAGAAACAAGAAAAACAAAGAAUGAAAAACCUUAAAAACCAGAAUGGCCCUAUAAAUCCAGAUUUAAACUGCAAAAUAGACCACUUUACAGUAUGAAAGAAAGUUCAAAAUACAAGAGAUCCAAUAUUUAUCAUAGCAUAUUUGAUAUCUUGAAAUUUUUUCAAGAGGUACAAUUUUUUUUUUACAGUGAAAUAUAUUGGUGGUUUUUAAAAAGAAAGUCACUCAAACAUUACAGUAAAGCAAAACAGGCUGUAUUUCAUUCUGACAAUAAAUCAUAAGACAAAUAUAUUUAGAGAGAUUGAUGAAAUACAGUUCCAAGAAAACAAGCAUUCAUUGAGAUAUGCUUCAAUUUUUUUUGAGAGAGUAAUAGUGUUUAAAGAUCUUUUUGAAAUGGGGAUGGGGUGGGGUUGAGAUGUAUCUGAGUAAAUUGAAAAGAGUUGUCUUGAGUCAAAUAAUGAUUAAAGAAGACUGAAUAAAGAAAGAAUAUUCCAAAUGGGAA